ACACAGGAAAAUUUUUAAUAUCAGAUUGUGGCAAAUAAAUGCGAGUUUGACGAAUGCAUAGAAACUGACUAAUUGAGUUUGCUUGGCAGUCCAUAGUGAUUGCUGGAAAGACUUAAAGUUUGGAAGGAAUAGGUUGCCUGCCGCAUCAGUGCAUCUCCUGAUCACUCCAAAUAUAGAUUCAUGUAAAUGUGUAGUGAAAGUGACGAAAAAUAUAUACUUACAGUUCCACCCUCCGAGCUGAACUCAGGAAACCUUUAGCAACUUAUGCAUAAAGUAGAGAUUUCAUUGAAAGAAAGUCGUGUUGGUGGCAUGUAAUAUUGUGUUUGACAUAUCCAAAAAAAGGAAAACUGAAAAUAAAAGAGAAACGAAAGAAAAUAAUAAAGAUGCAUGUGUGUGUGUUUUUUUUUCUGUUUUUCCCUAUGCCGCAAAUGGCUAGUGGAAAGACUCUGCGUUGGAAUCCACCUCCAUAAUCAGCAAUGACAUAUAUACCCUUCUAGCAUGAGAUUUUGACUUCGAACCUUAUUUUAAAUCAAUGGGUGGAAAUUAUCAAAUAGAGUCACAGGUGCAGACCUUCACAAGUUCUCUCUCCUUAAUCCCUGAGUUCUAGAGCUUGAUAGUUGAUCUCAAAAGUACUCAAAUUUUUAUUCUGCCCGCAACAUCCCAAGAGCUGAUGCUCAUAAAGUCAUGCAACUGUAUCAUCACCCGUACUCCUUGGACAGCCAAAAAGUGAGGCUUGCUUUGGAAGAAAAGGGCAUUGAUUAUACAUCAUACCAUGUCAAUCCUAUCACAGGCAAGAACAUGGACUCCUCAUUCUUCAGGAUGAACCCGAUUGCCAAACUACCAGUUUUCCAGAAUGGUGCACACAUUAUAUUCAACACAAUAGAGAUAAUCCAGUAUAUAGAAAGAAUCUCUGUUGUCUCAGCAGGUGGUGGUAAUAUCACUCUCAGCAGUCAAGAAGUUGUUGAAUGGAUGAACAAGAUACAAGAGUGGAACCCCAAGUAUUUUACUCUCUCCCACAUUCCAGAGAAGUAUCGCCUUUUUGUUUCUAAAUUUAUACGGAGAGUGGUAAUUUCCCGUAUGGCUGAAUCUCCUGAUCUAGCAAGUGCAUACCACCGUAAGCUGAGAGAAGAAUAUGAGACAGAAGACAAGUUGAAAAACCCGGAAGUUUUGAGACGAAGUGAGGAACGUCUGGUAAUGCUUCUCGAUGAAGCUGAGACGAAACUGAGUGAGACAUCAUAUUUAGUUGGCGAAGAGUUUACUAUGGCAGAUGUUAUGUUCAUUCCCGUGUUGACUCGAUUAGAGCUCUUGAAUUUGCAAGAUGAGUAUAUUCAUUGCCGGCCAAAUAUUGCCAGGUACUUGAAUGUGGUGAAGAAGCGGCCGAGUUAUAAGAAGGUGAUCGGAAAGUACUUUAGCGGUUGGAGGAAGUACAAAUCGUUGUUGGAAACAUGGUGUUUUCUUCGGAUCAGAAGUAUGCUUAGGAGAUAUUGAUCAAAAACACUUCGGUUUUAUUUUCAGAAACUGUUUUUUUCGUAUUAGAAGUAUAUGCUUAGGAGAUUUUGACAAAGAACUCAGAAUGGCUACGGAGGCGUUGGGUGUGUGUGUAACAAAGGAAAUUUGCUGUCUAAGAUGUAAACUAUGGACCUAUAAAAUAAAAUAAAAUAAAUAAAAGAAAAUGAAGAAGAAAAGAUGUCAAAUUAUUUGUAUGGUAUAAAUUGUACCGGUGUCGAUUUUCACACUGGCUUUC
Molecule: messenger RNA, 1744 nt
Organism: Camellia sinensis
Lineage: Eukaryota; Viridiplantae; Streptophyta; Magnoliopsida; Ericales; Theaceae
Source: RefSeq, a predicted model, not a curated record